Engraulis encrasicolus (European anchovy) is the source of this 2649-nucleotide messenger RNA. It is a transcript of the gene ppp1r3b, whose product is annotated as protein phosphatase 1, regulatory subunit 3B. The record is from RefSeq and is a predicted model, not a curated record. The transcript has 2 exons. Bases 317 to 1303 code for a protein of 328 amino acids. Gene Ontology annotation, cellular component: protein phosphatase type 1 complex. NCBI's taxonomy places the organism in Eukaryota, Metazoa, Chordata, Actinopteri, Clupeiformes, Engraulidae. Gene Ontology annotation, biological process: regulation of glycogen biosynthetic process. Gene Ontology annotation, molecular function: glycogen binding; protein phosphatase 1 binding.
CAAAACAUCAGCCCGAUGAUGACUCGCCACAGACGCUACCAUGUCCCACAAAUCCUCUGUGAUUGGUUGGAGCACCUUGGAGGUUAGGUGUCCACGUGGGCGCGGCGUGAUCUCCGACAAGCGUGGUUUGUUGCGCUUUCAGUGGGCUGCUGGACCAGCUGCUUUGAGCUUUCUUUGGGGUAGUCCUCUCCACGGACGAGAGGAGAGAAAGCCUGGCUCAAAAGGUGACUAUGGGAUAAAGGCUGAGGAAGGCACAAAACACUUGGAGAUCGUCCAGCGAAAAAUCUUUACGUCUGGCAGUCACAGUUGCCAUUAAAUGGUAGUGUUCCAGGGCACACAAGGGCACUCCCAACAUUCCAACAUGCCAGUCGACUUGGCCAUGCCGCUGUUCCUCUCGAAGGAUCUCCAUGGCAAAAGGGGCUCCAGGCUGGCGAAGCCCCUGCGCUCUUGCCUGCACCCUAGUGAAGGCCGUCGCCGAAUCACCCAAGUCAAAGUCACGCCGCAGCAGCAGCAGCAGCAGUCCAAAUCGGAGGAGGCGAGCUCGCUCACGCUCAACAACGACAACAACCACAACCACAGUGGGCAGAAGAAGCAGGUGUCCUUCGCCGACCACCGAGGCCUGUCCCUCACGCGGGUGAAGGUCUUCUCCGAGUUCCAGGACCCCAUCGACAUCCCGGUCAACAUCCAGGAGCUGCUGCAGUCCUCUGCGGCGCUGAGCCUCCAGGAGCAGGACGCGGCCCUGAGCCUGGACUUCGCGCCGCCCUCCUCGGACUACCUGCUCCUCAGGCGGCGGCUGGAGCGCGAUCACGUGUGCCUGGAGCACUGCACGCUGAAGGAGCGCAGCCUGACCGGCACGGUCAAGGUCAAAAACCUGGCCUUCCACAAGUCGGUCAAGGUGCGCAUCACCUUCGACACCUGGAAGAGCUACGCGGACCUGGAGUGCCAGUACGUGAAGGACACCUACUACGCGGACGAGGAGCGAGACACCUUCUCCUUCGAGACGUGCCUGCCGGCCGAGCUGAGGCCGCACGAACGCGUGGAGUUCGCCGUGCUCUACGAGGUGGACGGUGUGCAGCACUGGGACAGUAAUGGCGGCGAGAAUUACAGGAUCCUCUCCUCGGCGCUGAAGAAAGAUCUUCAGACCACCACCACCUCUCCGGCGAAGAGCCCUGCUAGUCCGCACGGCGGCGCAGAUGACUGGGGCAUCCACUUUGACCGCUACGGAAGUCCGCGGUGCUCACAUGGCAUCUUUCCUGACUGGCCAGGGUACGCAGGCUACGAUGACAUUGGGCCCUACUACUAACAACCCUCUCAUACCUUUUUUUUAUUUUCUACUUGGAGGGCAGUGUCCUGUGAAUGAAUGCAUUACACAUGGGCAACGUUGAUGGCACAUUCUCCUCCUGCAUUCCUUUGAGGUGUAGGUGGUAGGCCUACCUCCAUCUUACCUCAGAAAGGGACGAUUCUACACCACAGUGCAACAUAUCCAAUGUCCACAUGCACACAUGUAUUUACUUCCCAGUAGCCCUGAUUUUGUUCAGGACAAGACAGGUGUGUGUGUGUGUGUGUGUGUGUGUGUGUGUGUGUGUGUGUGUGUGUGUGUGUGUGUGUGUGUGUGUGUGUGUGUGUGUGUGUGUGUGUCUGCGUGGCUAUGCACUGAGAUAAGCUAUUUGUGUGCGGUGUGUUGUAUUUGCAUGGGUGACCAGGUUGAGGAAGAGCCUGAGUGUUAAUAUGUGUGAAUUAGUAUGCAUGAGUGAGACUGAUGAUGAGAAAACAAGGAGGGUAUGGUGUUUUCUGUCACUGCUGCUAAAAGAUCAGGUCGAUUUAUGAGUGUGUCUGAAGACCUGUAGCAAUAAGACAUCCGGUGCCUACCAAUGGAUUGUAUUUUAAUGUCAGGGUAAUUUCAUUGUUUGCACUGAGGAAAGAUCUCAUGACAGAAAAUGAGAUCCACUAAAUAACCUCUGGUCGUGAUGCAGAGUUGAGAAUAUAAUUUUUUGUCCUUUGAAUUGAUGUUGCACAUAAAACAAUUGUUUAAAAGUUGCAGUAUGGUAUUUGCUUUUAAAUAUUUUGAAAUAUUUUAAUUGUUUUAAUAAUACUUUAUAUGUUUGUCCUGUUCUCACCUCAGAUGCCUAUACUACAAAGCUGGUUCAGGAGUAAACCUGGUUAAGUUAAGAGGUAAAUCAUCUAAUAGAAGAACCUGGUGUCCUCUUUUUCUUAGAAAAUGAGGACUUCAGGCUCUUCUAUUAGAUUUACCUCUUAACUUAACCAGGUUUACUCCUAAACCAGCUUGUAGUAUAGGCCUCAGAUGCACACAUGUUGGGUGACUUGUUAUGGGGAGUGUUUUCUGCUUGAUAUUUCUUGUAGAAGAUAUCAAAUGUGUUUGUUGUACACUGCCACAUGCAAGAUGGUGUUAUUUGCCCCACCUUUCUUCUGUUGUGUCUGCACAUGCACCAAACCACCUUGGAGUCUGUGAAGCAGUGUUUUAAUGUUGGGGCUGCAAUCAAAUUUUCUUUUUAUUCUGUGUGCCAGUGAAAUGUGAAAUUGCCCGAGUGAUUGUACAUGCGUUUACUGGUGUGUGUGAUUUUAAUGGAUGUCUUGUGACUUGUUUCUUUUUUGUUUUUCCGGAAAUUAAUAAACUCAUGUUGUAGCCUA